GGGAGGGGGAGGGGCAAGGGAGGGGUGGGGGAGGGGCAGGGGCGUCUCCCUUCCCCCCCCCAUCGCCCCCCGUCCCUUCCCGACCCCCCCCAAAGGUGGUUCCGCCCCCUCCGAGCAGCGCCGGGACAGAGAGGCUGCGGAUCCAGCCCCCCCAUGAAGGGAGAGCCCCCCCCCAGCAGCACCUUGAGCGUGGGCCAGGCCCGGAAAAUGGUGGAGCAGCUCAAGAUCGAGGCCUCCCUGUGUCGGGUCAAGGUGUCCAAGGCGGCGGCGGAGCUGCUCAGUUACUGCGAGGCCCACGCGUGCGAGGACCCCCUGCUGACCCCCGUGCCCACCUCGGAGAACCCCUUCCGGGAGAAGAAAUUCUUCUGUGCCCUCCUUUAGGACCCCCCCCCCCCCCC
Molecule: messenger RNA, 398 nt
Organism: Pipra filicauda (Wire-tailed manakin)
Lineage: Eukaryota; Metazoa; Chordata; Aves; Passeriformes; Pipridae
Gene: GNG3
Product: G protein subunit gamma 3
Exons: 3
Coding region: 154-381 (75 amino acids)
Biological process (GO): G protein-coupled receptor signaling pathway
Cellular component (GO): heterotrimeric G-protein complex
Molecular function (GO): G-protein beta-subunit binding
Source: RefSeq, a predicted model, not a curated record